UUGAGUUAUUGUCAGAUUGCGUCUUCUGUUGUGGUCACAAAAAUUAUCGACUAGAAGAAGUUUAAUGUGAAACACUCGUUAAAAUAUUAAAUGUUUAUUUAUUUUAAGCUUGAGAUGGUAUUGGAGGUUGGCUAAGGCUGAUGGAGGACAGUGAGAGUGUAAAAUCAAAUGAUUCCACUGCCAUAAGUGAAGAGUAUGAGUUUGUAGUUAGCUCUGGCACGUCGUUGCCUUUGUUGAAUAUCUCGGACGACAGCAAGACAGAGGGAGAUCUGGAGGCGAUGAUGGGAGAAGUCCUGGGGGAAAUGGAGCCGGACAACAAGCGGACGGAACAACAACGGCAGGACCCUCCGGAGACAGCUAAUCACAGGCGGAGCUACAUAACAGAGGCAAAGCGAUUUGAGACUGACGAACACCCGUUGAGCGAGGAAGAGGUGGACAUGGGUGACCUUAACCAAGACUGCACCAUAUUCAACGGCAUCUCGUACUUGGGCUCGGCGAGUGUAAACGCGCCCAAGAGUGAGACGGAGACUCAUCGCAACAUGGCGAUACUCAACGCCCAGAGUCAGGACCAGGAAGUGAUCAAAGUAUCUGUCUCAGUGCCCAGCUGUUCUGAUGGAUGCGUAGUGUUGUACGAUGCUGCUGGAGCGGUGAUGGCCCGCUACCAGAUUCACCGCAUCUUGUUCUACGCUCACGGGACAGCCGAGUCUAAGGAGGCAGCUUGCUUCUCCUUCACCUACACGCAGGGCGAGACAGUCGAGUCGUCUAUCUUUCAAUGUUACGUCUUCAGAUGUGACAUACCGGAGGCUGUGGGUCAGGUGUCGGCUUGUUUCACCAAGGCGUUCCAGCGAGUGCCACGCUCCAUGACCACCUCAGUGCAAGGAGAGUUGCUGUCUGUAGAUCAGGCGGAACUGAUGAGCCGUAGCGGAUGUCUGCAGAUGGCAGUGUUCGAAGUCACCAUGGAGAUCAAAGAGGAAGACGGAAGGGGAGGUUGGUACCCAGUGCCGAAAGAUCGCAACUGCUUCAAGCUUCGCGUCAACGUAGAGAAGCAGGUUUGUCUGACCAUCCAGCAGGUGAUGGGCAACAAAGACCAACCCUUGGAGGUGGAGAGGUGCUUUGGCGUACUCAUCAGUCCCGGCCGCAACGUCAAACACUCUGACAUGCAGCUACUGGAGAUGGUGUCGAUGGGGUCGGCAGUGAUUAACGACAAGAAGUGCUACGUGAUCGCCGGCCAGUGUAGUCCGCGGGAAAACGCUUUUGAGCCCCUCAACGUAGAGACGUCUCGUGACUCGAGGCUGUGGCUCACGGUGGCUGUGGAUCUGGUUGUUGGUGAUAUCAAGGAGCCAGUGCGACUUGUGCUGGAAACUCAGGUGAAAGUGUACCCUGCUACGGAGAGGUUUUGGACAAUCAGUCGUCGUCCGUUGGUCCAACAGUUUACUUUGAAUUUGAAGGAGGUCCUGAGCCCGGACAUCAACGAGAGCACUUACGAGGUGUUGAGCAUCGAGCCGUCAGAACCGUCACCGGACCUGGACCAUCGUAACAGACUCAACCUGACUCUCAACAACCUGGCCAGCUUCAUUCACUCGCCUAGCGUCACUUCCAUGGACACUCUCACCCCCAAGGAAGAGAGGGAUGAGGAGUCUUACUCUGACGGUGAUGAACCUAUUCUGAGUGGGACCGGCGAGGUGAGCAAGGACUGUUCGGAGGGUGAGCUAGAGUCGUGGGCCGAUGUGCUGGCACGGUGGACAGUGACGCCUCAACCUCCGAGGCAACUGUCGCCACUGGUCAGACAAGGGAUACCCGAGGCGCUGAGAGGCGAGGUGUGGCAACGGCUGGCGCAGUGUGACAACGACAACAGCAUGAUGGACCUGUACAGGAUACUUAUAACUAAGGAAUGCAGCUGUGAGAACGUUAUCCAGAGGGAUAUCAACCGGACUUUCCCGGCUCACGACUUCUUCAAGGAGGCUGGUGGACUGGGACAGGACUCCCUCUACAGGAUCUCUAAAGCUUACGCUGUUUACGACACAGAAGUCAGCUAUUGUCAGGGGCUCAGCUUCUUAGCAGCCACAUUGCUGUUGCACAUGCCUGAGGAGCAAGCGUUCUGCGUUCUGCUGAAGCUGAUGUACGACUACGGUCUGCGGGAUCUUUACAAGGACGGCUUCGAGUGUCUCUACUUGAGGCUUUACCAGCUCAACAGGUUAAUGGAGGAGCAAGUGCCGACACUGCUGCAGCACUUCUCAGACAAGGGCGUGGAGACUCAUAUGUUUGCGUCUCAGUGGUUCCUCACACUGUUCACCGCAAGGUUUCCUCUCUACUUCGUCUUUCACAUCCUCGACGUCUUUCUGCUGCAAGGCACUGACACUUUGUUUCAAGUGGCCCUCGCACUUCUUAUUAUGUACAAGAAAGACUUGAUGCAGCUAGAUUUCGAGAGUAUCCUCAAGUAUUUCCGUGUCACGUUGCCCAAGAAAUGCCGUAACGAAGAGACAGCUCGCCAACUUAUGAAGAUGGCUUGUAACAUCAAGGUGAAGCGGCUCAAGAAGUACGAGCAGGAAUUUCUGGCACUUAAAGCACGACAAGACAAUGAUGACCAAUAUUCCAGCGAGCUUGAAAAGCUUAAGUACACACUUCUGCGAACUGACGAAGAAAAGAAACGUUUAGAGGAUGAACUUCAAAAGGUGAAAGAAAUCUUGAAGAAAGAGGUUCAGAAGGCAGAAAACGAUAGUAAUCGUCAUAUAUCCAUCAUCAAUGAUUACAAACAGAUCUGCCAAAGACUGGACUGUGAACAGUUGGCUGCUAAAGCUGCUCUUGACAAACUUAAGGCAAAGAUGGCUGGUUGUGAGAAGUGCCGAGAAGUCGUCAACACGGACACCUCUGACAACGGCAACUCGGAGGCUAGCCUCAGUCAGAGGGUGAAAGAACUGGAGCUGGAGUUGGCUCGGACCAAGCUUAGUCAGGUGGAGGCGGAGUGUCGGAACCAGGACCUAACACACCAACUGGCAGCUACGUGUUCCGAAUUGCAAGCACUCUCGUCCCGCAACGCUUGGCCGCCAUGGUUACACAAGACACUCACCAGCAUCAAGGAAGUCACGACGACAGCAGCACGCGACAAACCACCUAUACACCGGCGUGACAGCGAGCCACUGCCACGGGACCGAGACACAGAAGCUUUCUAACUUUAAAGUGCAAUGAGAACGAUGAUGCCCUCCAUAGAGUAUGUUUGCAUUUAGCUUUUCGUAGGCUGCACGUAAAGUGUAGGCUCGUGUACGGUUUAUGUUAGGUAUUUUUAGUGACCUAUUCUCCAUUUACUUUUUCGUGUAAAUAAAUCAGUGUUAGUAUUUACUGAAUUGUACAAAUGGUAUCAUUUAAAAUGUGCAGCUAUUUUAUGCUUUAAUUAUUUUUACAUAAAAAAAAUAAGGAAACCAAGCGUCUAAGGCUGUAAGUUUUUGGUUUAAUGAUAUUUUUCUUAUGAGAAAAAUACUCUACUAACUGUGAAUUUUCUCUUUA
Molecule: messenger RNA, 3501 nt
Organism: Macrosteles quadrilineatus (aster leafhopper)
Lineage: Eukaryota; Metazoa; Arthropoda; Insecta; Hemiptera; Cicadellidae
Product: rab GTPase-activating protein 1-like
Exons: 20
Coding region: 141-3170 (1009 amino acids)
Source: RefSeq, a predicted model, not a curated record